AUGUCGGAUCUUAAAGAAUUGUUUAUUAAGCGUAGCUCGAUUAAAGGUCGUAUAACUAAAUUCAAAAAUUAUUUAGAAGCCCUAGAAUCUACAGAUAAUAUAUCUUCAUUAGAAAUUAAUUCAUUAAACUUACGACUAACGAAAUUUACUGAAUUGUUUAAUGAGUUUGACGAUUUGCAAGGUCGGAUAGAAAUUUUGAAUGAAUCUAAUUUAAAAACUGAAUUAUGCGAAAGAGAUUUGAUAGAAAAGGAUUUUUACUAUUGUAUUUCAAAGAGCAAAGAAUUUUUAGACACCGAUUCAGCUCCCUCGUUAUUUAAGAAUGCAAACUCAAUACAUUCGAACCAUCAUAAUGACGAUGAAGCUGCAUUAGGUUUUCGAUUGCCAGUCAUUAAGAUACCUAAUUUUGAUGAUGUUUUAGAGUCUAUUCAAAGUAACAAACACGAAACUCAUAAACCCGUUAGGCGUUCAGCUGAUAGUUUAACCCGUCCGAAAACUCAGACCCGUUCUUUUGUGGUUUCAGCUCCUGAGUCUGCCCCUUCUAAGAACUUCGAGUGCCUUGUUUGCCACGAAAAACAUCGCAUAUACGAUUGUCCUACUUUUAAGGCCAAAACACCCGAGGAGAGAAUUUCUCAGGCCAAUAGUCUAAAAUUAUGCCAUAAUUGCCUGAGACGAGGUCAUGAUUAUCGCCAGUGUAGACUAUAUGGCACAUGUAAAUUCUGUAAGAAACGCCAUAAUUCUUUGCUACAUUAUUCUGUUGAGCCGAACAAUGGUAAUAAAAAUAUUUCUGUAUCGUUGUCAGCCGCUUCUAAUAUCGAAACUAUAUUAAGUACGGCAUUAAUACAUGUCACAAAUCCACAAACAAAUCAUACUUUGACUGUCCGCGCUUUACUUGAGAGUGGUAGUCAGACUUCUUUUAUAACAGAGUCGCUUAAAAGAAGACUCAACCUUACUCCAUGUUCGUCCAGCGUUCACAAUAUAAUAGGUAUAGACAACAUGCUGCAGCAUGUUAAUACUGAGCGUUGUGCAAUACACAUAAGUUCUAGAAAUAGCAAUUUUAGUACUAAAUUAACUUGUUUAGUGUUACCUCAAAUUACAGGAAAAUUGCCUAAAUGUUUUAUUAAUGUAAGUCACCUUGAUUUAUCUCUAUUUGAUCUCGCUGACCCUACUUUUAAUAUUCCAUCCGACAUUGAUGUUCUCAUUGGUGCAGAUUUAUUUUGGGACAUUUUAUGUUCUGAGCAGCAGUCUUUAGGUGCAAAUAACCCCAUACUGCGCAGCUCCAAACUAGGGUGGAUAUUAGCUGGUCCUAUGCGCUUCAAUACUUUAGAUAAAGGUGCUAUUCAUUGUAAUUUUUCUCACACUGUUGAAAUACAUAAUGACUUAAAAUUAUUUUGGGAACUUGAAGGCCUCCCUCAAAAAAAGGUUAAUUCAGACAGCGAAAGGUUUUGUGAACAACAUUUUCUAAAUAAUACUCGUCGACUUAAUGAUGGUCGCUUUUGCGUUAAGCUUCCACUCUUCGAUGAGCCUACUUGCUUAGGUGAUUCAUACCAAAGCGCUAAGAAAAGCGGCAGCGGCGGCCGCGAGAAGCAGCAUCAGCGCCAGUUUCAUCAUUUUGGGCACAGCACUGUUCAACGGCACAUGCUAGCAAGCCACGACACACAGCACGACACACGCGUCUGCCUCCCCCGCAAGCCCAACUCGUAUAGAGUAUCGGCGCGUACGCACAGCUCAGUUCGCUCACAGAUUAUCGCACAGACGCACCAAAUACUAAGA
This is a messenger RNA of Brenthis ino (lesser marbled fritillary), 1770 nucleotides long. The record is from the annotation of a GenBank genome assembly. Lineage: Eukaryota; Metazoa; Arthropoda; Insecta; Lepidoptera; Nymphalidae.